Chroicocephalus ridibundus (black-headed gull) is the source of this 4293-nucleotide messenger RNA. RefSeq names its product axin 2 (gene AXIN2). NCBI's taxonomy places the organism in Eukaryota, Metazoa, Chordata, Aves, Charadriiformes, Laridae. Bases 67 to 2565 code for a protein of 832 amino acids. The record is from RefSeq and is a predicted model, not a curated record. Gene Ontology annotation, cellular component: nucleus; beta-catenin destruction complex; plasma membrane. Gene Ontology annotation, biological process: positive regulation of protein kinase activity; cell development; regulation of centromeric sister chromatid cohesion. Gene Ontology annotation, molecular function: protein kinase binding; I-SMAD binding; ubiquitin protein ligase binding. The transcript is spliced from 10 exons.
GGAGCAGGCAGCUCCCGCAGCAACCGGCAGCCCCUCUUCCCCUCCCCACGCCGGGGCUCCGGAGCCAUGAGCAGCGCCGUGGUCCUCGCCCACCUCCCCGACCCCAGCAGCAGCUUCAGGGAAGACGCCCCCCGACCCCCUGUCCCGGGGGAGGAAGGAGAAGCGCCAUGUCCCCAACUCGCCAACUCGUUUCUCCCCAAAAGCCAAAGCUUCAAGGCCAUGCCGGUGCCUCCUGCCCCGCGGAGGAAUGAGAACGGGCUCGGGGAGCCGGAAGGCAGCGCAUCUCCAGACUCCCCCCUGGCCAGAUGGACCAAAUCCUUGCAUUCCUUGUUGGGAGAUCAAGAUGGUGCCUAUCUUUUUCGGACCUUCCUGGAAAGGGAAAAAUGUGUGGAUACCUUAGACUUCUGGUUCGCCUGCAAUGGCUUCAGGCAGAUGGACCUUAAGGAUACCAAAACUUUAAGAGUAGCCAAAGCUAUAUACAAAAGGUACAUCGAGAACAACAGCAUCGUCUCCAAGCAGCUCAAGCCUGCUACCAAGACCUACAUAAGGGAUAGCAUCAAGAAGCAGCAGAUAGAUUCGAUCAUGUUUGAUCAGGCGCAGACUGAGAUUCAGACUGUGAUGGAGGAAAAUGCCUACCAGAUGUUUUUAACUUCUGAUAUAUACCUCGAAUAUGUAAGGAGUGGAGGAGAGAAUCCCGCUUACAUGAACAGCAAUGGACUGGGGAGCUUAAAAGUUGUCUGUGGCUAUCUCCCGACCUUGAAUGAAGAAGAGGAAUGGAGCUGUGCAGACUUUAAAAACAAAAUCUUGCCUUCGGUAGUUGGACUAUCCAGCAAGACGUUGAGGGUUACGGCGAAUGUCAGAGCUACGGAAACGAUCGAGAACGGAUACAGGUCCUUCAAGAGGAACGAUCCCGUUAACCCAUACCAUGUGAAUUCAGGCUAUGUUUUUGCCCCAGCAACCAGCGCAAACGAUAGUGAAAUAUCCAGUGAUGCCCUGACGGACGACUCCAUGUCGAUGACGGACAGCAGCGUAGAUGGGAUCCCCCCGUACAGAAUUGGGAGCAAGAAGCAGCUCCAGCGGGAAAUGCAUCGGAGCGUCAAGGCCAACGGUCAAGUUUCUCUACCUCAUUUUCCGAGGACCCACCGUCUUCCCAAGGAGAUGACCCCGGUGGAGCCGGCUGCCUUCGCCGCGGAGCUCAUUUCCCGGCUGGAGAAGCUGAAGCAGGAGCAGGAAACCAUGGACAGUCUGGAGGAGAGGCUGCAGCAAAUCAAGGAGGACGAGGAGAAGGAGGGCUCGGAGCUCCCCGCCAGCCUGCAGAGCGGUCGGGAGAUGGUGAACCCCCAGCACCCGCAGCACCCGCUCUCGCUCCUGCCCUCCGGCAGCUACGAGGAGGACCCCCAGGCCAUCCUGGACGAGCAUCUCUCCCGCGUGCUGAAGACCCCCGGCUGCCAAUCGCCCGGCAUGGGCCGGCACAGCCCCCGCGCCCGCUCCCCCGACCGCCUGCCAACCGGCAAGCUGCCACCCGGCGUGGCCUCGCCGGCCACGUGCGCCUUGGUGGGUAAGGGAUUCAUCACCAAGCAGACCACCAAGCACGUCCACCACCACUACAUCCACCACCACACCGUGCCCAAGACGAAGGAGCAGAUCGAAGCGGAGGCGGCUCAGCGGGUGCAGUGCUGCUGCCCGGCGGGCAGCGACUACUACUGCUACCCCAAGUGCAAGGGCCACCCGAAAAGCACGGACCCCCCUCUCCCUCCGCUGGAGCCCUUCGGCAGGACGGGGACGCUGCCGAAGAGGCCGGGCAGAGGAGCGGAGAGCGUCGCCCUGCCGGCUGGGGACGGGGGGCUGCCCGGCCCCGGCGGGGUGCAGCUCCCGGGGGGCGAGGCGGACCGGGCACAGAACGUCUGGCAGUGGAUGCUGGAGAGCGAGAGACAAAAUAAGCACAAGCCCCAUAGCACACAAAGCACAAAGAAGGCCUACAGCUCCGACUUCGCCAAGGGGGCCCCCGGCCGCCACCACCCCUGGGGGACCGGCAGCCACCCGCGCGGGGCGCAGCCCGCCCACCCCUUCGUCCAGGACCCCGCCAUGCCCCCGCUCACCCCACCCAACACCCUGGCGCAGCUGGAGGAAGCGUGCCGCCGGCUCGCCGAGGUCUCCAAGCCGCAGAAGCAACGAUGUUCAACCUCAAAUCAGCAGAGGGAUCGAAACCACUCCGCUGCCGUUCAGGGGGGAAACUCCCCUUUCUGCAAUGCAAGUCUAACGACAGAAGAUCACAAAGAGCCAAAGAAACUGCCAGUUGUUCACACCUCUCAGUCGAGUGAGUUGGUUGUCACCUAUUUUUUUUGCGGAGAAGAAAUUCCCUACAGGAGGAUGCUAAAGGCCCAGAGCCUGACACUUGGGCACUUUAAGGAACAGCUGAGCAAAAAGGGAAAUUACAGAUACUACUUCAAAAAAGCAAGCGACGAGUUUGACUGCGGUGCGGUGUUUGAAGAGAUUUGGGAAGACGAAACCAUCCUGCCGAUGUACGAAGGAAGGAUUCUUGGGAAGGUGGAAAGGAUCGAUUGAUGGCAUCUGUGUUUCUUGAGAAAAGUUAAGCUAGAAAAGUCUUUGGACACACAACAGUAGUGAUGACAAGGAAAAAAAAACAAAACAAAAAAACAAAACUCUGAAGGAAAGUUUUGAACCAAUGAAGAAAAAAAGUGAAGUCUAUGAAGACUUUGCUGAAUUAGCCUUAGAGGAAAAAAAAAUGGCAUUUAUUAUUCAUGAGUUGGGUACUGAGAUGAUAAAAACCCUGAACUAUUUAUUAAAAACAUGACCACUGUUGGCUAUUGGAGAUGCAGACCGUGUUUGAGAGACUUCCAUACAUAAUAUAUGAUUUCCUGGGGAUCUGAAAUCUAUGGACUAAGAGAAACUGUGUAUAGCUUACCUUAACAGUAAUCCUUAUUGAUAUUUAUUGAACAGUCUGUUUUCCCUUAAGUCCAGUUUUUGGAUAUGCUGCUUUAACAAUGGAGAAGAGAGGGGCUGGGAAGUGGGGUGAUGGGAGGAAGGAUUAUUUUAUUUUUUUAUAUUGUUCCCACUAUCUAAAAUUUAGGAGUUUGGCUAUGAGUGCAUUCGUGAUUUUUUUUUAUUUUUUUUUCGAAGGGGGAGGAGGGAAGGAGUGACGUUGUGCCCAGUAUUUCUCCGACUGAAGAUAAAAACUUUUCUAAAGAAAUAAUAAUAAUAAAAGCCGAAAUAAAAAUACUGUCCUACCAUUCAUCUAGAGACCGGUGCAUUUUAAUCGAUGCUGCUCUAAUUUGAAAUAAAGGUCUUAAGCGUUAAGUACGUUAGAGGCAAUAGAACAACAGCAACUUGUUGCUUUGUCCAUGGAUUUCUGCGGUGUGGGGUUUUUUUUUGCUUUGCUGCUGCCGGCGGUGUCCAAGGCAGAGCAAAACCCUGAGCCUGGGAGAGCUGUAGAAGAAGCCAUCCAGUUCCCGUUCCCCUCCUUAGCACACCCAAAGGACACGUUGCAAAAGCCAGGUUAAAAAAAAAAAAAAAAAAAAAGGAGAAAAAAAAAAAAAGCCCGUAUGUAUUCCACAUAGCUAGCUGAUGUUGUGUGUAGCUAUUCUACUUCGAGGGUAGCACGACUUCUGUUUCAGUGACGUGGAACUACCACGGGGCGUAUUUUCAGCUCGGCGUGGAGCGCGUGAUUCCUUGUGUGGUGGUUUGUUGGUUGGGUUAUGGUUGUUUGGGUGGGUUUUUUUGUUUUGUUUUUUUUUUUUUUAAUUUUUUUUUUUGGCCUUCCCUUCACAAGCCUCAGGAGAGGCCGUGGGAGAUGGGGGCGAAGGCUCUCUGCGAGCCCCGGCAGAGCUCGGUGCGUGCGUGCGCGUGUGGGGACGGAGCGGCCCUUUCCCGAGAGAGAGACCUUGCAUUUCUACGGUUGGGUUUUGUGUUGAUUAAGUUAAUCUGUGCAUUCUGUUUGCCAUUGCUACUUUGUGUAAGUCUGUAUAUAUUGUAGAAAAAGGUAUGGUGAAAAAUAUUAAUACACUAUCUCUAGUGUUUUUAAAAUUUAAUCAGUACAGUACCUGUGCCUGCAUGGUGUUACGAGACCAUGCGUCGCCCUAUAUUCAGGGUUCAAGCUUUCCCUUGUUUGUUUAAGGGGUUUAUGUAUAAAUAUAUUUUAUGCCUUUUAUUACAAGUCCUGUACUCAUGACUUUUGCCAUGGCAUUUUGUUCUACUUAUACUGUAAAUUAUGCAUUAUAAAGAGUUUCAUUUAAAAAAAAAUUACUUGGUACAAUAAUUAUUGUAAUUAAGAGA